UGGAUAUAUCAUUAUCAGUAUAUCUUAAAUGAUAAAGUUAGUUAGAAUUCUUCUUCUAUCUCUCUUGUUCAGUCACACUCACACGAAAACCUAUCAGAUUGAGUUCUUCAUCACACUUCUUCAACGAGUUCCGAUCGGAAGAGGUAAUGGUUGCCGUGAAUCCGUGACAGCGAUGUAUGUUGAUUCCACUAAGGCCCGUCGGCGGAGAAACUGAGAACAAACCUCGCUCACACGGACUCCAGUGUGUCUCUGUGUGUAUGAAAAAGUUUCCCUUUUAAUCCAUUCAAUCAGCCACACCUUUUCCUUAAUUCUUACUCUACCACCUCAAUUUGAACUUUCAAGCUCCAAGGCGACGGGAGAAGAAUUUGGCUCUAGUUUUCUUGAUUCAUGUGAUCAUGUGUACGUCAAUUGUUGCAAAUAGGCAGCAUAUCCAGUUAUUUGAAUGAACAUGUUGCAAGAUGGCAGCAACAUCAACCACCACCUUCUAUAUUGGAUCGACUGCAUCUGCUAGCCCCAAAAGAGGUCAGUCAAGAGCCGUCAGAAUCAAGCCCAACUCAAAAAACUGCCUUAGGAGUUUCAGUGGCCUCAAAGCAAGUAACGCCGUGAACUGCGAAUCAGAAUCGUCGUUCUUAGGUGGUGAAAGCUGCGCAGCUCUUAACCGCUUAUACAAUGGAGUUGCCCCAAAACAGAGCCACAGAUGUUACAGUUAUGUCCAGCCUCGUGCAUCCUACAAAGUAGCCAUUCUUGGAGCUGUUGGUGGUAUAGGCGAGCCUCUCGCCCUUCUAAUCAAGAUGUCUCCACUCGUUUCCACCUUGAAUCUUUAUGACAUAGCAAAUGUCAAGGGGGUUGCUGCUGAUCUCAGUCACUGCAACACUCCCUCUCGAGUAGCAGACUUCACAGGAGCCUCUGAGCUGGCGGAUUGCUUGAAAGGAGCUGAUGUUGUCGUCAUACCUGCUGGUGUCCUGAGGAAGCCAGGCAUGACCUGGGACGACCUCUUCAACACCAAUGCCAACAUAGUGAAAACCUUGGUCGAGGCCGUUGCUGACAACUGCCCCGAUGCCUUCAUUCACAUCAUCAGCAACCCUGUGAACUCCACGGUGCCAAUUGCUGCUGAGAUUUUGAAACAGAAAGGGGUGUAUGAUCCCAAGAAGCUCUUUGGUGUUACAACUCUUGAUGUUGUGAGAGCAAAUACAUUUGUUGCGCAGAAGAAGAAGUUGAAUCUCAUUGAUGUUGAUGUCCCGGUUGUCGGGGGCCAUUCAGGGAUUACUAUUCUACCCCUGCUUUCAAAGGCAAUGCCUCGUGUUACUUUCACCGAUGAACAAGUGCAAGAGCUGACCGUGAGGAUCCAAAAUGCCGAGACAGAAGUUGUGGAGGCAAAGGCUGGAGAAGAAGAAGAAUCCACAACUCUUUCCAUGGCCUAUGCUGCAGCACGGUUCGUUGAGUCUUCACUCCGAGCUCUUGAUGGGGACGCUGAUGUGUACGAGUGCUCCUACAUUGAGUCCAACCUUACUGAACUCCCAUUCUUUGCUUCGAGGAUUAAGCUUGGGAGGAAGGGGGUCGAGGCCGUGAUUUCAUCGGAGCUUCAAGGACUAACCGAGUACGAACACAAGGCUUUGGAAGCUCUGAAGCCAGAGCUCAAGGCUAGUAUUGAGAAAGGUGUUGCUUUUGUUCAAAACCAACUGGUCAAUGCAUAGUUUUAUACUGCGGGUGAAAGCAUAUUUGAGAGAAGUAAAGCAGCGAAUCCGUUAAUGCGUCGAAAUUCCAUUUUCAUAGGCAGUUUUAUUUCUGAAAUUGGCGUCCUCUCCUUUCCUCUAUUUAGGUGAUCAUUAUGUACAACUGUACAAGUGCAACUAUUAUUGGAGUAUUAUUUUAUUAUAUUUACCUUUUUUCU
Molecule: messenger RNA, 1891 nt
Organism: Salvia miltiorrhiza (redroot sage)
Lineage: Eukaryota; Viridiplantae; Streptophyta; Magnoliopsida; Lamiales; Lamiaceae
Product: malate dehydrogenase, chloroplastic-like
Exons: 3
Coding region: 459-1694 (411 amino acids)
Biological process (GO): malate metabolic process; tricarboxylic acid cycle
Cellular component (GO): cytoplasm; mitochondrion
Molecular function (GO): L-malate dehydrogenase (NAD+) activity
Source: RefSeq, a predicted model, not a curated record